ACAGAUUUCUUUAGAGUUUUUAUUUAUCGUUGUGGUUAUGAAAUAGCACCUUGAAUCACUGGCUAGCCGAAUCAGAGUCCUUAUCUCAGAAUAAACAAUCGGACAGCAGGAGGGAGAAUGACGUCAUCCAUUUUCAAAAUGUUAAUAAAAUACGACUCGCUCCCCAGCUAAAUCAUAUCCAGCAAUCCUUAGUUUAAUGCAAUACUUAAUUGCCAAAUAAAGUUUCAGUAUUUUUCUCAACUUUUUGAAAGAAAAAAUUACAGGAAGUAAAAUGAACUUGAUAUUGGAACAAAUUGACCGAGUGUUUUCGGCCCCUGAUUCGCUGAAGUUUGUUUCUGGUCUGAUGGUUUUGUGGGGGAUUUCUAAUUUAAUCACGCUUCAGUUCACCACGGCCCCCUACGGCCGGUACACACGUCCGGGAUGGGGAUACCUCAUGCCUGCUAAGCUCGCCUGGUUCCUACAAGAGUUACCGUCCUUUGUUGUACCGCUUAUAAUACUCUCAAGGUGGCGCUCUGAUGAGUUAGUGAAUAUCCAUGGAAAUAACAAGAUUUUGAUUGGAUGCUUUCUAGUACACUACUUUCACAGGACUUUCAUUUUCCCGCUGCGGAUAAGGGGAGGUAAACCCAUUCCUUUGUUUCCUUUUAUGGCCGCCGUUUUUUUCUGUUCAGUAAACGGCGCUCUACAGACGUACGGGAUACUCCUACCGAAUACUGAGAUCCACCACUGGUUCCAGAAGGCAAGGUUCUGUCUUGGUAUUAUUUUAUUUUUUACGGGGAUGUACAUUAACAUCCGGUCUGACAGUUUGCUGACGUCACUAAGGAGAGAGAAAGAAGGCACAUAUCAAACUCCAAGAGGAUUUCUAUUCGAGUACGUCUCUGGUGCUAACUUCCUGGGAGAAAUCGUGGAGUGGAUCGGGUUUUCUGUGGCGUGUUAUAAUCUCCCCUCUCUAGCCUUUGCUGUAUUUACUCUCUGUAAUAUCGGCCCUAGGGCUUUCCAUCAUCACAGAUUUUAUCGAGAGAAAUUUGAUGAUUAUCCAAAAGACAGAAAGGCUCUGAUUCCGUUUCUUUUUUAGGACGGGGUUUCAACCACAGAAUCACGGGGAUCAUGCAAUAAAUACACUUAUAUUUUUAUACAUUUCCAAUGAAUUUCUAAAGUUAUGAAAAAAUUAAGAGAAAAAAAAAAUAUACUGGCGAACUUGAUGUGUCUCAUUGCAAUGAAUACACUAACAUUUGUAUGUUACACUUUUCUCAGAAUUUAAAAAUUAAGGAGGCUGGGGGUGGGGGGUGGGUGGGGGGGUUGAC
Molecule: messenger RNA, 1301 nt
Organism: Saccostrea cuccullata (small rock oyster)
Lineage: Eukaryota; Metazoa; Mollusca; Bivalvia; Ostreida; Ostreidae
Product: 3-oxo-5-alpha-steroid 4-dehydrogenase 2-like
Exons: 5
Coding region: 272-1072 (266 amino acids)
Biological process (GO): steroid metabolic process
Cellular component (GO): membrane
Molecular function (GO): 3-oxo-5-alpha-steroid 4-dehydrogenase activity
Source: RefSeq, a predicted model, not a curated record